CUCCGCCUCUCGCGGCAUUCUCCCUCCUCCUUGCAGCCCUUGGCAACCGGCCCUCGGGGAAGAGGCUCUGCUGCCUGCCGCUUCAGGGAAAGGCGAGAGGGGCCGGGGCUCGGGCAGCGGGGCCAGCUCCCACCUCCGCGGCUGGGGGGGUCGCGUCCUCAAUUCAGAGGCGCUGGGCUUCAGCCUUGGCGCUGGGAAGCCGUUCACCCCUCGGCGAGCUCCUCUCCUGUGCUUACGCAGGCUCAGGAGCAAGGGGGAAAUACUCCGCCCAUGCGCCGGAGAAAGGUCGGCCUGAUGAAUGUCGUGGGGCUGUUAAUGCGCCGGGAUAGCAACAGCGAAAGGGGAUUGCCGAGGGGACUGUCGUCGGCCCGGUGCCUAGAAAUGGUCGCACAGCCUGCGAGUAUCGCCCGGAGGGCGCUGCUCUAGAACUUAGGGGACGAAGGAGUAGCAGGAGGGACUCUUCACGUGCUCAGAAAGCGCCUUGGCCGCGGGACUUCUAGUUCCACAAGUAACCGGACUCGCCUUCAGGUCAUCUCCUGCAGCCGGGCUCGAGUCAGCAGCAGAAAGGCCCGAGCGAAGGGAUCCCAGUUGUUCCGGGGACUGAGAGGGGCACUUUGCCCAUGCUCAGGACCACCGAUUGUUCGGCAGAAUUCGCCAAGCCCUCCGGUCCAAAAUUGGCUCCAGAGCCGAGUUCUAGUCUAGCCCAUCUGAGUUCACCGAGGGGGAGGCGGAUCUAAGAACUGCCCGCUGAUCAACCGAGGGCGCAGCAGGGCGACGUAAUGUCGGGCGCUUUCGUCUCCGAGCGUCUGGCACGCGGGGUAGACUGCCCUUGCGCGUGGAGGCUCUGGAGGGCCUAAGGCGGAAGGACGGCCGGGCGGGGCGUGCUCCGGGCAGGCGCAAGCAGGGAGGCUCUGAGGGCCGGGCCCGCCUACCUGAGGCGCAGCAGCAGGUGCCUCGGCCGCCCUCUCCUUCCUUCCUUUCCUCUCCGCCAUGGCUCAGGACCCGGGAGCGGAGGAGCGCCGUCUCGGGGUGGCCCGACGGCCCGGCGAGGGGCGCCCCCCAGCAGGAAGCGCCUGCCCGGAGCACGGCCUGGACCUGGGGUGGUUCUGCUGCACCGAGAGGCGGCUCGUGUGCGUCCAGUGCUCGAGGCAGGGCAGCUGCCGGGGCCACCGAGUGCGGCCCCUGGCCGAGGAGGCGGCCGAGAGGAGGAACAGAAUUGUGGACCAGUGUGAAAAGCUUCAGCUGCAGAGGGCCACAAUUGCCAAAUUCACAGCGGAGGUGUUGCCAGAGAAGAAACAGCAUGUUGUGACUGAAGCCAGCCAUGCCCGGGAGGUCCUGAUCCAGCGCCUGAACCUGGUGAGGAGCAUGUGUGAGAGCGAGGAGCAGCGGCUGCUGGAUGCUGUCCACAUGGAGGAGGAGCGGGCCCAUCAGAGCAUCCUCACCCAGCAGGUCCACUGGAGUGAGUCACUGCGGAAACUGGAUGCCCUCCGGGACUACCUGGUGACAGCAAUCACAGCCAUGGAAGACAGCAGCCUUGUGCAGGCAGAGGAGGAAAUCUUUGAGAGGACAGAAGAAGCUGAUGGAAUCCUGAAGCCCCAGGAGUCAGAGAAGUUAAACUUUAAUCCACGGUGCAUCCAGAGUCCGUUGGUUAGCCGGUUAUGGGCUGCAGCUGUUCUCUGUUGGGCCUCAGAUGAAGUCCACAUUGACGAGAAAACGGUCAGCCCCCUCUUGGUACUCUCGGAAGACAAGAGAUCACUCACCUUCAGCCCCAAGAAAGUCAGGACUGACCCAGAUGGCCCGGCUCGCUUUGACCACUGGCCCAAUGCCUUGGCUGAGGAAUCCUUCCGCACGGGGAUCCAUGCGUGGAGAGUCAGUGUGGCAAAAAGUGGUGCUUACAAAGUAGGCAUCUCCUACAGCUCUCUGCAGCGCAAAGGAGCUGGCCCUGAAGCCCGCCUGGGUUACAACCCUUCCUCCUGGGUUUUCUCCCGGUAUGAUAAGGACUUCCAGUUUUCACACAAUGAGCGACACCAGACAGUGGAGAUGCUCAAGUGCCCAGCAGAAAUCGGAGUCUUGGUUGACUUAGAUGCAGGAGAGCUAUUGUUUUAUGACCCGGACUCCUGUGCAAUUCUCUAUGCACACCACGAAACCUUUGCCAGUGCCGUCUACCCAGCCUUGGCCGUGGCCAAUCAAAGCAUUUCUCUGAUGUAAUGACAGUGAGAUCCAGUUGAGACAGUACUGCAAGGUCAUAUUUAUCUUCAAUGAAAUUGAUGCACUAAUUUCCUAAAACUGCUUCUCUUGGUUCAUCCUGUAUUUUAAUAAGGUUAUCAUUCUGGUUCUUUACAAUUCAAAGCACUCAUGUGGACGACCAUCUGAUGUGCUUGGGAAAUCCCCCUUACUGCUUGGAAGGCUGAGAUGUGCACUGAUCUAUCCCAGGGAGUGAGAGAGUUUGCUCUGGGGUGGUUUGAUUGACUGUGUGUGUGUAUUAGCAGAUGAGAGUAAAGGUUUGCAGAUAAGUACCUCUACUACUCAGUGGAGACUGUAACUGGGUCAGAAGCUGACUGAGUGUGAAAGACUUGGAUUGCAAAGGACUUUCCACAUGAUCCAAGCCUGCAGUUCUCAAUCUUAUUUAGCCUUAGUGUAAUAACACUGCAGGUCUGGUCAAAAAAGAAAAUGACAGUCCCUGAGGGGAGAGAGGAAUAGCAAAUGAUAAAUUCAAAAUUCUGUGUAAAAAAACUGAACUCUGCAACCUGCAUAAGUUACACAGUGGAGCAUUUUGUUGCCCUUUGUUUUGUCAUAAUUUAAUUGUAAAUAUAGCUACUAUUUUGUUUUUGUUUUUUGCUGCUUUUGCUAGUCCUAGGGAGAGGCCAGGAAUGCCCAACCCUAACUGCUGAAAAUCCUGUCUAAUCCUUCUUCCAUCAAUUCCCACAGCUAUUGGACUGUAUUCAGCUAAGUCCUAUUCACAGUAGACUCAGUCAGAUUAAUGGACCUAAGUUAGUCCUGUCUAUUAAUUUCAACGGGUCUUCUCUGAACAGCACUAAUGUGGACUACAACCCUCUGUAAUUUUGGCAUCAUAUACUUUGCUGAUGUACCCUCGAGAAUAUCUUUGCGGCAGUAAGGGCUAAAAAUUUGUUUUCUUAUUUUCUUUCUUAUUUAAGUCUCCACCAAUAAGGAUUUCUCCUGAUGCAAACUUCUCAAGGUUUUUUUUUUAGUAUUCUGGAUAAAAAAUUGAAUUGAUUAGUAUUAGGAGAAUAAAUUGAUGCAAGUGUAAAAUUACGAUUUUGUAAUAGUCCUGAAAUAAAGAUAUAUCUACCUUCUGGA
Rhineura floridana is the source of this 3318-nucleotide messenger RNA. It is a transcript of the gene BSPRY, whose product is annotated as B-box and SPRY domain containing. Lineage: Eukaryota; Metazoa; Chordata; Lepidosauria; Squamata; Rhineuridae. Gene Ontology annotation, molecular function: zinc ion binding; protein binding. The record is from RefSeq and is a predicted model, not a curated record. The transcript is spliced from 6 exons. The coding region runs from base 991 to 2208 and encodes 405 amino acids.